This is a messenger RNA of Anthonomus grandis grandis, 7095 nucleotides long. It is a transcript of the gene MED8, whose product is annotated as mediator of RNA polymerase II transcription subunit 8. Gene Ontology annotation, cellular component: mediator complex; core mediator complex. Gene Ontology annotation, biological process: regulation of transcription by RNA polymerase II. The record is from RefSeq and is a predicted model, not a curated record. Gene Ontology annotation, molecular function: RNA polymerase II cis-regulatory region sequence-specific DNA binding; transcription coregulator activity. The transcript is spliced from 4 exons. NCBI's taxonomy places the organism in Eukaryota, Metazoa, Arthropoda, Insecta, Coleoptera, Curculionidae. Bases 100 to 876 code for a protein of 258 amino acids.
GUUUUUAUAGGUUAGGCUAGGUUAGGGAGGUUAGGGUUUACCUUUUUGGCUUUUUGUUAUUCCACUACUAGUAAAACUUAUAGUUAUAAAAUUAUUAAAAUGCAACAAAGAGAAGAAAAACAAUUAGAAUCAGCUUUGGAAUCCAUCAUUCAAAGGGUAAAUGACUUGAAGGCUUCUCUGGCAGCUAUGAUAUUCAAAGUUGAAAACGAAUAUGACACCCUCAACUGGCCCAAAUUGAUGGACAAUUAUGCUUUAAUUUCUGGACAGUUAAUAUCCCUCUCAAAAGUGCUCAGCCAUGACAAAUGUCCGAACCUUAGAAAUCUCACAGUGUUACCUUUAAUGUUAUCACCUGAAAGGGAUGAGCAAUUGCUCCAGGUAACUGAAGGUAGGAUUUCAACAUUUUCACAUGAUUUAGUCCCGGAUUAUUUAAGGACAAAGUUAGAACCAUUAGCGGAACAGAAAAUGAUCACUUUGGAGCAUAAGGCACAAAAUUUACAAUAUGAAAAUGCACAGAAACAAAUAGCCGCUUACCAAAAAGUUGUGUCUCACGUUUGGGACAUAGUGAACAAAGCCAGAGAAGAAUGGGAAGUUGAGGGCACCAACAGAGGUGGAGCACAACAAAACUCCAGCGUAUCCGAUACUCAUAUGCUAGUUGCUGCGGUGGGAAUGGGAAAAGGACUAAAGAUGGGUCCUGGUAAUGGUCAACCAAAUCCCACUUCGGGAGGAAUGAUGGUAGCACCUCCUGGAAGGCCGGGAGGGCCUCCCGGUCAGGGUCAGUUGCCUCCCAGCACUCAGUCUAUGAGCAUGAAUAAGGCGCCCUCUGCCAUUAAGACUAAUAUUAAAAGUGCUGGACAGAUGCAUCCUUAUGGACGAUAAGUUUUUUUUUUAGUUGAAUGUAAAUAAUGUGUUUAAUUGUGUGAGGCAAUUGGCUGGGAUAUAUUUUAAGAGGCUGGUAAUAGAAAAUACUCGUAUUUGGUAUGUUUGUUUGUGUACAAGGAACAAUAUAGUUUAAUAAAAAUAAAUUGUUGACUCUAUAUGUGCGGACUGUACGACCGAAUGAGAAGCAAAUUUGCAGUGGAACUAAACGCGCGUAUAUAUCAUAAAGCUGUAAAACCUCUUACCUUCCUUUUGUGCUUUACGGCUUUACUUUUCUAAUUACUUACAAUAAGGAACCAAUAGCCUCUGAUAUGUCCAAUUAAUAUACAGGAUGUUUAGCACAGUAUUAACGUUGUAUUUUGAUAUAUCAAACGAAAUUUUAAAAAAAAAUAGGAAAAACAUGAUUUUUUAAGUAAUAUUUUUUUGUAAUUCGAAAAUAAGCUGAAACAUCAUAGAUUUUCUUGGAAAUUAAUAUUAUUAACCUACAACUAUGCCGAAAUACAUGGUCAUAACACGCGAUCGAGAAAUAAUUUUUAUAUAGAUACCUCUCAAGAACGUGCUCAAAAUUCAUUAUUUUUUAAUGGUCUAAACAAAUACAAUAUGUCGCCAAUAGACAUCAAAACAAUCGGAAGUGUAAAUUUUUUUAAAAGGGCUUGUAAACAUCAUUUCAUCAUAUAUUUUGUAUAAACCACUUUGUUAUAUCUAAAAAAAUGUUCAUGUUUUCUGGUUUGUGUCUCGUUUUUUGUUUGUAUAAUAUACAUAUGUUUGUAGUUGUAUAGUGUUUGUUAGUUAUUUAAUCCUUUUUUAAAAAUAGUAAUACGGUAAUUAUUAAGUAGCCUUAUAUAACUUGUAUUAGUUUUUGACCAAAUAAACGAUAUAAACAAACUACCCCCAGAAUUCACCCCUCGAUAAUAUUUAUGCAUCCAUUUUCCCAAAGAUGCUGGCCAUACGUUUUUAUAAAAGGGAAAAACACAAAAUCUUCAGCAUCACAGAAUCAUUUGAUAAAACGACGAAGGUUACAUGUUUCGCCCGACUAUAGUAUCAUCAGACCUAUAAUAAAUAAAAUGAUGUAACCCGAAGAAAGGAAAUCAACACAAACUCACCAUAACCAUAAGAUACACAAAACACCUAAUAUACAGGGUGUCCCAAAAUUAGUGGACGAAACGCGAACCCUGUAUUCUUUGGUCAAAAAUAACCUCACUUUUUCCCAUAAACAUAUAUCGGCAAACGCCCCUCAAGGGAGCUACGCCCCUUUUAAAGGGGGCACCUGAAGAUGGUUUUUUCCACUUAUUUUCGAAACGGGUAAAUAUAAAAAUUUUAAAUUUUGGUAUUCUCCCAAUUUUGAUAUGCUGAAUUUAGUUGUCAUUUCAUAAUUUUCAUUAUUUAGUCAGGUGCGUAUCAUUUAGGGGGUGAGCCUAAAAAAAUACCUAAAAAAAAAUUGUGUGCAAAGUUUUUGUCUUUUUUUCUUUCAAUUUUAAUAAUUUGAAGCUUUUUACGUAAAAAAGUAUUUCUUGGUCAAUAACUCUACGAGUUACCAUUUUCGAGAAAAACGCAUUUAAAAAUAACGCUGCAUAGUAUUAUUUUCACUACCAAUUUUUAUGAAAACUUAGUAGCAGGCUUUGGGAAAAAUUGACACACUAAAUAAUGACAUUAACAUUUGUUGUAAUUGAUUAGUUGACAUUUUGCAUUCAAAUUGUUAAUAUCGUUUUAACUAUGGAAGACUUUUCGACCCGUGAAAAAGUAGAUAUUCAUUUUAUGUAUGGGUUUUGCCAUGGAAACGCACAUGCCGCUGCACGAGAGUAUCGGCGGAUUUGUCCUGCAAGAAGGCUUCCACAUUGGAAAGUUUUUGUUAGAAUUCAUAGAAAUUUACUUGAAUAUGGAUCCUUCGAACGUGCUCGAGGGCAAGGAAGACCAAUUGCAAAUGAUGGUUAUGGGGAAGUACUGAAUUUAAUUGAAGAAAACCCUCAAAUAUCAUUGAUAACCUUAGAAGAGAUUACCAAUAUCCCAAAGUCAAAUGUAAGUAAAAUUAAAUAUGAUAAAUAAAUAAUUAAGUACCUAUUUUGUUAUCCAAAAAAUUAAAUUUAAAGUACUUAUAACUAAAAAUUGAGAUUGGUAUAAAUAGUGUUGUUAUUAAUUAUUAUCGUCGGAUCGCAUUAAAUUCAUUUCAAAAUACUCUAAUUACUAUUAUUAUUAUUAUUUACUUUAUUUACUUGGAUAAGUCUUAUCACAAACAUCAAACACCCCAAAACAAAUCCUUUUGACGACUAACUGGAAUGUUUAGUGGCUUACUAAGGUUUAGGCUUAUUUCCUAUGCAAUUUAAAAUAUUUAAAAAUAAUUUCAGAUUGGAAGAAUGACUAAGAUUUUAGGAUACCAUCCUUUCCAUUAUAAAAGGGUUCAGGAGUUAGAAGAAGAAGAUAUUCCAGCUCGAGUAGACUUUUGUCAUUGAAUUUUAAAUCACCCAAAUCUUCGUCAAAAAAUUUUGUGGUCAGAUAAGGCAACUUUUUCUAGUAAGGCCUUUAACAACCGUAAUACUCAUUUUUGGAGCAUCGAGAAUCCGAGAGUAGUUCGACGAACUAACUUUCAGCAUAGAUUUUCCUUUAACGUAUGGACGGGUUUGAUAGGAGAUAAAUUGAUAGGCCCAAUUAUUUUGCCACACAGGUUAACUGGUCGUCAUUAUUUAAAUUUUCUUCAAAACAAUCUCAGAGAUUUACUGGACGAUGUUCCCAUAGAAACUCGGCUGGAAAUGAUUUUUCAGCACGAUGGGGCACCAGCUCACUACAGCCGACAGGUGAGAAACUGGCUGGAUAAUCAUUUUACAGGCAGAUGGAUAGGCCGAGGUGGUCCAAUAAACUGGCCUGCACGAUCGCCCGACCUUAAUCCUCUGGAUUAUGAUCUUUGGGGUAAUAUGUGCAAUAUUAUUUAUGCCACCGAAAUUGAUACUCCAGAAGAGCUUCAGAGGCGAAUUCUCGCAGCUGCAGGCCAAAUAAGAGAAAACCGAUUUGAAAUUCUUAGAUCGACCUAAAACAUUCAAAAAAGAUACAGGUUAUGCAUUCAGGAAAUCGGAAACUUGUUUGAACAUUUGCCUCAAAUAAAUUAGUAUUUUUAUUUGUUUGCAAUUUUAUUUGUCAAUUUACUUUUGAAGCGUGCUAUUGAGUUUUAAUAAAAAUUGUUAUUAAUAAUACCGUUGAUUGAAUAUUUGGGAAGAUACGCAACCUUAUGGGCUAAAACGUGACCGCAAAUAUGCGUGAAAAAUAGAUGGCGAUUCUCUCCAGUAUGCGCGAAAAUAAUUUCGUCCGUCGCUUCUCAUUAGUAAUCGGCCGAUCAUCCGAGUCGUGUGGGAGAGUUUUUGCACAGGUUCGUGUUUGCCGUAUUGCAAUUUGGUAGUUGUUAAAAAUUUUUCUUGGAUAUCAUAAUCACAAAUAGAUAGAUAUAUGUAAAUGUGUUUAGUUUGUGAGACGAUGGCUUCUUUAGGCAAAAUUAAUCAGUGUGCGUAUAUUAAUUAAGACUUUGAUUUAUAACAACCUAAUAUGGGAAUCUCAAAAUCUUAUUAGAAAAUCUUUAAAAAAAUCUAAUUAUAAACCUCACAGAAAAUUAUCUUAAAUUAUUUUAUCUACAAAAAUCAAUCCGAACUCUUAAAAAUACUGUCUCUUCAUGUCUAUGAGAGCCAUUUUCUCUUUUUCUUUUUUUUACUUUAAGAAAAUUUUAAAUCAAUAUAUUAUGUUUAUGGUCUUUAGUGUUUUAAGUAUUUUCAAUAAUUGUUUUCAUGAUGAAAUUCAUUCAUGAGAAAGAUAAAAAUAAAGCCUAAAAAGCCUUUAAAGUUAUUGAGAAACUGGUUAUAGUACGAAUGGUAGCUUUCCUAAUUAAAAAAAAUAACAUAUUAAAUGAAUGUCGAGUAAUGUUUUCAUUCCUGGAGAGAUUAUAUUUGAGCUUGAAGAAGGUCACUUUGCUGCAGCGGUAUUCUGCGACUUCUCUAAACACUUUGACUGUGUCAACCAUGGAAUAUUGCUCGGUAAGCUUUCUAGAUAUGGGUUUAGGGGAGUUGCUCUAGAAUGGUUAAAAUUUUGUUUUGUUAGACAGAAAAAAGUUUGUUUGGCCAAAUGGCAGUUUGUCUGAACUUUGUGUAGUAAGCAGGGUUCGUUUCUCGGUCCUAUUUUAUUUCUAUUGUAUAUAAAUGACCUGGGGUCGCUCCAGAUAAGAGGAUUCUUCACUAUUUUUGCAGAUGACACCACUAUCUUAUGGACAAUAAUAAAAGCACAUUAACCUAGAACAAUUUCUAAAGAUUUAUUAAUGAUUAAACAGUGGUUUGAUGCUAAUUUGAUGUCUUUAAACAUAGAUAAGACUAAAUUGUUAAGUUUUUAUGCUCAGAGCAGUUCAUGAUUCACAACAAAGAAUUGGAAGUGAAUAAUUUUAACAGAUUUCUUGGAAUUGUUAUCGAUCAUAAACCUAAGUUUUAAUGAGAUAUGUCAGGAGGCAAAAACUGGCUAGACGAUGUUAUGCUGUUACAAUGGUUUUAAAUGAACUGAGAUUGAUAUUUUUUUUGUCGAAAGUUGGAACUUACUCUUAUACAAAAAUACCUACAGUAUGGAAUAACAUUUUGGAGUUGCAUUAGUAAACGGCUUUUUGACUCGAUGUUUGUUUUUAAAAAACAAGCCAUUAAAUAUAUGUGUCAUUUAUCUCCACAGGACAUGCAGACCCCUAUUUAAAGAUACUUUCCUUGUGUUGCUUGUUUAUUGUUGAGUCUGCUUGACUAAUAUACAAAAAAUAUAAAUUGUAUCUUCAAAAUAAUGGCUCCUUAAAACAUUAUAAUAUCAGAAAAAAAUACAAUAUUCCAAUGCCCAUCCCGAAAAGUGAACUAAGAAUUCUCUUAUUUACUUGAGCAUAAAAAUUUUUAAUCAUUUUCCAAAUGUCAUAAAAGUCUCCUCGUUUUAAAAAGUCCUUAACGAAACUUCUUAAAAGCAAAUAUUUUUAUAGCAUUAGAAUUUUUUGAAGAUAGUUAGGAAUAGGCCAAUAGUAUAUAAUUAGUUUUUAGUAAAGAUGUAAAGGUUAGAAUUUGUGAUGUUACUCUAAAAAAAUUUUAAGUCGUCUUGCUUUGAAAUUGAAAAUACAUUUUGUGUUUAUACUAGUAUGUUGAACCCACUAUUGUGUAUUGUUUUUAAAUUAUGUGUUAGUAAUAUGUCGAUUAAUGUGCCUAUUUUAUAUCAUAAAAGUACCAUGUCAACAAGUAGGUACCAUGUAUUUAUGAAUAAAGUAUGUUUUGAAUUUUUUGAAAUUCUAAAUUGUAUUUAAAAGAGAGAGAGGUAUAUAAUAUUUAAUAGGGAUGAUUCCAACUACUAGCUAGAAAUUACCUCGUUGAUAAAGUAAUUAAAAGGGUUAUUCAAAACUGCAAGUGGCCAACAUGGCGUCGACAAGAAGAAACAAAGUUGAUUAUGACUCUCUAAAGAAGGAACGUCGUAUUUAAAAGUUAAAGAUGUUAACUUGUAAAUGAGAGAAAGUGUUUACAACAAUGUAUAAAUGAUUUUAUUUUAUAUUUUCAAAUAACGCCAGAAAAAAAUAAAAAAACCAUUUUGCCAAAUUUCACCUUUUUCCUGAAUAUUAGGAAGUAUUUGGCAUUUUUCCAAUUUUUAGAUUGCAUUUAUUCAAUCAUUGCAUUUAUAUUGCGCAACUUUCGCCUAAUUAAACCAUUUACUGCUCAUCCUUAUUUUGGACAUCCUGUAUAAUCGCGAUGAGACCCUUCAUACUGUUAAACAAAAUAUUUGUUUUUUUUUCUUAUUAACUUUUUCUAGUUUUAAGAAUUAGUAAUUAAGUGUUUGCCUGUAUUGCAAAUUAAAAUGUGGCCUAUUUUCUAUAUUUUAUAGUGUUGUUACACCCUUAUUCAAAACCUUUUAAAUUUUGCGAUUUUAUUUUUAUAUUAAUUUCAGUUAAAGGUAUCUAUUUUUCAGUAUUUUUGUCCAAAAAAAGUGUACUUCACAGAUCUCACUACCCUACACAGUUUUUGAGAUAUUGGCUGGUUUCACAAACCCGUAUUGUCAAAAAUCACAUUACGGGCUACUUUUUGCAAUAAAUUAUUCACUCUAAAAAACUAUAGUAUCGUAUAUAGAUAUUAAAUCUUUAAUUAUUUAAUUUACUCUUUAUAUUUACGUGAAACCUACCUAUAUCAUCACCUUUAUUUAAUAUUUUUGUUAAUUUUCUAAUUAAUAAAUAAAAGCUUAUUGAAUUUU